GAACCAGGAGCAACAGACGGGGAUUUGCAGUCGGGACUCAUUCGAUUUGGAUCGAUAAAUGGGCGCCGAGCACUCGCAGCAGCGGGCGGAGGCCGAUGGCCACGAGAUCUUCGAUGGCCGCCAGGCGCAGGGACUCGGGAUUAACCCGAGCAGAUCGGUGGCCCUGGGCGACAAUGGCUCCAUGAUGCUGGCGGCCACGGCGGCGGCGAAUAAGCGACGUGGAAUUGGUAACCAUCGCCAGCAAACAGGAGGAGGAUUAACUGGAGGUGGAUCACCCGUGGCCAGCAGCAUUGUGAUAGCCAGCAAGCAGAUCAUCUCGGCGGAGGCUGCCUCGCCCGGCUGCUCCACCUCCGAGCUGAGCCGCCCGCCCUCGCCGCCGCUGAGCGUCUGCUCCGAUUUGCCCUACGUUUCCUACACGGAUCGUCCCAUCGGCGAUUCACCCAAGAUACGCAGCAAGCCGGCAUCGCACAUGCUGCACCAGCAGCAGCAGCAGAGCAGCGCUAGCAGGGCAGCGGCCAGGAAAUCACAUCCCGGUGGGAUCAGCAAGCCAAAGCGACCGCAGUCCACAUCCUCCAGCCACAAUAUCGUCAUCGUGCGACCCGGUGCCAGCGAUGCUGGCGAGGAUUUGGAUCUGGACUUGGCCCGACUGCGGAAUAUACCCCAGUUUCUGCCCGUCCUCCGGGAGUCCAUCACAUCGGCCACUUAUACAAGGGAUGCGGAGAUCCUGGAGCGUCUGCAUUCGCAGCAUUUGGUCAACAUUUGCUCGCGCAUGCAGACGCAUUUGAAUCUGUGCGCCAGCUAUGUGGCCAGCGAACAGAAUCAUCUGGUGGAACGCACCAAGGUGGUGAGCAAUUCAAUCACUACUUUGUUUGCUGGUUUCGUGGACAUGCAAAAGACAUAUGCCUCGUAUGCCGAGCAAUUUGCCAAGAUCAGGAGCGUUUCGCAUCAGUUGAGCAGGUGCAAUUCGCUGCUGCACGAGAAUAUCGCCAGCUUGGAGGCGAUCAACAACUUUCUGGACGACGAGGACCGGCUGGAGCCCUUUGUGUGGCGCACCGACGACAACAAGCUGCGCGGCGAGGCCGAGGGCGCCACCGGGGGCAACAGCAGUCGGCUGUGGCGGCUGUAGGAU
Drosophila takahashii is the source of this 1129-nucleotide messenger RNA. RefSeq names its product Bprotein-1 related complex subunit 5 (gene BORCS5). NCBI's taxonomy places the organism in Eukaryota, Metazoa, Arthropoda, Insecta, Diptera, Drosophilidae. Gene Ontology annotation, biological process: lysosome localization; organelle transport along microtubule; positive regulation of anterograde synaptic vesicle transport. Gene Ontology annotation, cellular component: synaptic vesicle membrane; BORC complex; cytoplasmic side of lysosomal membrane. The record is from RefSeq and is a predicted model, not a curated record.